AUGGCUCAUUCAAAGACGAGAGCCAAUGAUGGAAAAAUCACAUAUCCUCCAGGAGUCAAAGAAAUCUCUGAUAAAAUAUCUAAAGAAGAGAUGGUGAGAAGGCUAAAGAUGGUUGUGAAAACGUUUAUGGAUAUGGACCAGGACUCUGAAGAAGAAAAGGAGCUCUAUCUGAAUCUUGCUUUGCAUCUUGCUUCAGACUUUUUCCUCAAACAUCCUGAUAAGGAUGUGCGUUUGUUGGUAGCAUGUUGUCUUGCUGAUAUUUUCAGAAUUUAUGCCCCUGAAGCUCCAUACACUUCACCAGAUAAACUAAAGGAUAUAUUUAUGUUCAUAACAAGGCAACUUAAGGGUUUAGAGGAUACAAAAAGCCCCCAGUUCAAUCGGUAUUUUUAUUUGCUUGAGAACAUUGCUUGGGUCAAAUCUUAUAAUAUAUGCUUUGAAUUAGAAGACAGCAAUGAGAUUUUUACACAGUUAUAUAGAACCCUGUUUUCAGUAAUAAACAAUGGUCAUAAUCAAAAAGUUCACAUGCACAUGGUUGAUCUAAUGAGCUCUAUCAUUUGUGAGGGAGAUACCGUGUCACAGGAACUUUUGGAUACAGUGUUAGUUAAUUUAGUGCCAGCACAUAAGAAUUUAAACAAGCAAGCCUAUGAUUUGGCAAAGGCUUUACUGAAGAGGACAGCACAAGCAAUUGAACCAUACAUUACUAACUUCUUCAAUCAGGUCCUCAUGCUCGGCAAAACAUCAAUUAGUGACCUGUCCGAGCAUGUGUUUGACUUGAUUCUGGAGUUAUACAAUAUUGACAGUCACCUCUUGCUUUCUGUUCUGCCACAGCUUGAAUUCAAACUUAAGAGCAAUGACAACGAAGAACGUCUGCAAGUUGUAAAACUUCUAGCAAAAAUGUUUGGGGCGAAGGAUUCAGAGUUGGCUUCUCAAAACAAGCCACUUUGGCAGUGCUACCUGGGGAGGUUUAAUGAUAUACAUGUACCUAUUCGUCUUGAAUGUGUGAAAUUUGCGAGUCACUGCCUUAUGAACCAUCCCGACCUAGCAAAAGACUUAACAGAAUAUCUUAAAGUAAGAUCACAUGAUCCUGAAGAAGCCAUAAGGCAUGAUGUUAUAGUAUCCAUAGUUACUGCUGCUAAAAAAGAUCUUUUGCUUGUCAAUGAUCAUCUGCUUAAUUUUGUCAGAGAACGAACACUGGACAAGCGGUGGAGAGUGAGGAAGGAAGCUAUGAUGGGACUUGCACAGAUAUACAAGAAAUACUCAUUACAAUCAGAAGCAGGAAAAGAAGCUGCAAAGCAGAUAUCAUGGAUCAAAGAUAAACUUUUGCAUAUAUAUUACCAAAACAGUAUUGAUGACCGGUUACUUGUUGAACGUAUCUUUGCUCAGUACAUGGUCCCUCACAACUUGGAAACAAAUGAACGAAUGAAGUGUUUGUAUUACCUUUAUGCAACGUUGGAUUCAAAUGCUGUGAAAGCACUGAAUGAAAUGUGGAAAUGUCAAAAUCUGCUACGACAUCAAGUCAAGGAUUUAGUUGACCUAAUAAAACAACCCAAAACAGAUGCCAGCAGUAAAGCUAUAUUCUCAAAAGUAAUGGUUAUAACACGAAACCUUCCUGAUCCAGGGAAAGCUCAAGAUUUCAUGAAAAAGUUCACACAAGUUCUAGAAGAUGAUGAAAAAAUAAGAAGUCAGUUAGAAAUGCUUGUUAGCCCAACGUGUUCUUGCAAACAAGCUGAAGGAUGUGUGAGGGAAAUAACAAAGAAGUUGGGCAAUCCAAAGCAACCCACAAAUCCUUUUCUGGAAAUGAUAAAAUUUCUUCUUGAGAGAAUUGCUCCCGUGCACAUUGAUACUGAAUCCAUCAGUGCCCUUAUCAAGCAAGUAAACAAGUCUAUAGAUGGAACAGCUGAUGAUGAAGAUGAGGGAGUACCCACUGACCAGGCAAUCAGAGCAGGUCUUGAGUUGCUUAAGGUACUUUCAUUUACACACCCUAUCUCAUUUCAUUCAGCUGAAACUUUUGAAUCUCUCCUGGCUUGCUUGAAAAUGGAUGAUGAAAAAGUGGCAGAAGCUGCAUUACAGAUUUUCAAAAAUACAGGAAGCAAAAUUGAGGAAGACUUUCCUCAUAUAAGAUCUGCUUUGCUUCCAGUGUUGCAUCAUAAAGCUAAAAAGGGACCACCUCGUCAAGCCAAGUAUGCUAUUCACUGCAUCCAUGCAAUAUUUUCCAGCAAAGAAACCCAGUUUGCGCAGAUAUUUGAGCCACUGCAUAAAAGCCUGGAUCCAAGCAAUUUUGAGCAUCUUAUUACGCCGUUGGUUACUAUUGGCCAUAUAGCCAUGCUAGCACCUGAUCAGUUUGCUGCCCCUUUGAAAUCUUUGGUUGCCACUUUUAUUGUUAAAGAUUUGCUAAUGAACGAUAGGCUUCCAGGAAAGAAGACAACAAAACUUUGGGUCCCAGAUGAAGAAGUGUCUCCUGAAACUCUUGUUAAAAUUCAGGCCAUCAAGAUGAUGGUUCGAUGGUUGCUAGGAAUGAAGAACAACCACAGCAAGUCAGGAACUUCCACUCUGAGGUUGUUAACAACAAUAUUACAUAGUGAUGGAGAUUUAACAGAGCAGGGAAAAAUUAGUAAACCUGAUAUGUCACGGCUGAGGCUGGCUGCAGGGAAUGCUAUUGUGAAAUUGGCACAAGAACCUUGUUACCAUGAAAUAAUCACCUUAGAACAGUACCAGCUAUGUGCACUAGCCAUAAAUGAUGAAUGUUACCAAGUGAGACAAAUAUUUGCUCAGAAACUUCACAAAGGCCUUUCUAGACUACGGCUGCCACUAGAAUAUAUGGCUAUUUGUGCACUGUGUGCGAAAGAUCCCGUGAAAGAAAGGAGAGCUCAUGCUAGGCAGUGCCUUGUGAAGAACAUAAAUGUCAGAAGAGAAUAUCUGAAGCAACAUGCAGCAGUUAGUGAGAAACUAUUGUCACUUCUACCAGAGUAUGUUGUUCCAUAUACUAUCCAUCUUCUAGCUCAUGAUCCAGAUUAUGUUAAAGUCCAGGACAUUGAACAACUCAAGGACAUUAAAGAGUGCCUGUGGUUCAUACUGGAAAUAUUGAUGGCUAAAAAUGAAAACAACAGUCAUGCAUUUAUCAGAAAAAUGGUAGAAAAUAUCAAACAGACCAAGGAUGCUCAAGGACCAGAUGAUCCAAAAAUGAAUGAAAAACUAUACACGGUCUGUGAUGUAGCAAUGAAUAUCAUUAUGUCAAAGAGUACCACAUACAGUUUGGAAUCCCCUAAAGACCCUGUGCUUCCAGCCAGAUACUUUACUCAACCUGACAAGAAUUUCAGUAACACCAAAAAUUAUCUUCCUCCGGAAAUGAAGUCUUUUUUCACUCCUGGAAAGCCCAAAGCAGCCAAUGUUCUUGGAGCAGUUAAUAAGCCUCUUUCGUCAGCAGGCAAGCAGUCUCAAUCCAAAUCUUCACGAAUGGAAACUGUAAGCAAUGCCAGCAGCAGUUCAAAUCCAAGCUCUCCAGGAAGGAUCAAAGGGAGACUUGACAGUACUGAAAUGGACCACAGUGAAAAUGAAGAAUUCACAUUGUCUUCGCCCUUACCAGGGAAGAAAACCGACAAAAGGGACGACUCUGAUCUUGUAAGGUCAGAGAUAGAGAAGCCUAGAGGAAGGAAGAAAACAGCUAUCACAGAAUCAGAAGAGAAACUAAGCAUAGAUGACCUGAAUAAACUGGGUCAAGAGCAGAAACUUAGAGGUAGUCAACGAGGAAGGAAGAGACCUGCAGUUGUUUCAGAAUCUGAUGAAACGCAAUGGCAAGAGGAAAAAAGACUAAAAGAUGAUGUAAUAGAAAGUGAGGAUGAACAGAACAGUCCACCAAAGAAAGGGAGAAGAGGACGCCCUCCCAAAGGAAAUAAUGGGGCAACACCAAAGGAAGAACCAGUAGCAAAAUCAUCAAAAAGAAACAAAAAAAAACAACCACCAGCAGCUGCAGCAGAAGAGGAGGAAGAGGAAGAAGAAAGACAAACUGAAAACAUUGAACAGAAACCAAAAGGCAGGCAAAAUAGGACACAGAAAAGAACACAACAGAGAGCAGAACCAUCUGAAACUAGUACAGUUGAAUCAGCACAGUCUACGCCACAGAAAAGACGAGGAAGGCGAUCAAAAACACCACCAUCACAGCAAAAAAAAGUCCGUGCAGGACGUUCUAAACAAGCAGCCAGUAAAGAAAAUGAAUCUAGUGAAGAGAUGGAUGUAUUUCAGAGUAGUUCACCUGUCAGUGAUGACAUUCCCCAGGAAGAAGUAAUGGAAGAAGAGGAAGUUUCCACAAUCAAUGUCCGUCGCAGAACUUCCAAAAGGGAAAGGCGAUGA
Molecule: messenger RNA, 4347 nt
Organism: Indicator indicator
Lineage: Eukaryota; Metazoa; Chordata; Aves; Piciformes; Indicatoridae
Gene: PDS5B
Product: PDS5 cohesin associated factor B
Exons: 34
Coding region: 1-4347 (1448 amino acids)
Biological process (GO): mitotic sister chromatid cohesion; DNA repair
Cellular component (GO): chromatin; nucleus
Source: RefSeq, a predicted model, not a curated record